CUGCUGAGGUACCGGUCCUUCGCCAUCCUCUUCCUCACGCCGCUGCUGCUACUGCCGCUGCCGGUCGCCGUGCCUACGCGGGAGGCCAAGUGUGCAUAUAUCAUCAUCAUCAUGGCUGUGUACUGGUGCACUGAAGUGAUCCCACUGGCUGUUACCUCCCUCAUGCCUGUGGUGUUUUUCCCUCUGCUUGGAGUCCAGAGCUCUAAAUCCGUGUGCUUGCAGUACCUAAAUGACACAAACAUGCUCUUUGUCGGAGGGCUGAUUGUUGCAAUUUCUGUUGAACAGUGGAAUCUUCACAAAAGGAUUGCACUGAGGGUCCUGCUGAUUCUUGGGGUGAAACCUGCACUCCUCAUGCUGGGAUUUAUGGUAGUCACUGCCUUCCUGUCCAUGUGGAUAAGUAACACAGCCACCACUGCUAUGAUGGUUCCCAUUGUCCAGGCUGUCCUGGAUCAAAUGGACAACACAGAGUACGAUGUGACCAUGAUGGAACAAGCAACUGGGCAAACAAGUACAGUGAUUGAGCUGGAGGAAAAGAAUGCAUCAGAUCCCACUUCAGUACAUGGUAAGAGCCUACUCAGCAGUGAGUUGAUUCUACUCCGCACGCGGGGAGAAGAAGGAGGAAAAAUGAGGAAGCGUAUAUGUAAGGGAAUGACACUUUGUGUAUGCUAUGCUGCCAGCAUUGGAGGAACUGCCACACUCACUGGAACAGGACCAAACAUGGUAUUGAAAGGCCAGAUGAAUCAGUUGUACCCCAACAAUAAUGAUGUUGUGAAUUUUGCUUCCUGGUUUGGGUUUGCAUUCCCAAACAUGAUUCUGAUGUUGAUACUAGCAUGGCUUUGGCUACAGUGCUCCUUCAUGGGACUAAACUUUAAAAAAAGCUGGGGCUGUGGAACAGAGAGAACUGCUAAAGAAAAGGCUGCAUACAACGUGCUGAAGGCAGAAAUGAAGAAAUUAGGCCCUAUCUCUUAUGCUGAAUUCAAUGUCCUCCUAAUGUUUGUUUUGCUGGUUCUCCUGUGGUUUUCCAGACAUCCAGGCUUUGUAAAAGGCUGGGCCACCAGCCUCUUCCCAGAAGGAGAAAAGUAUAUCACUGAUUCUGCUCCUGCUGUGUUUAUUGCCCUACUACUGUUCAUUCUUCCUGCUAAUAAACCCAAAUUCAUAGGCUGGAAUCCAAGCAUAUCUGACCCUGAACAGACCGAAGAAGAUAUAAAAAAGCCAUUUUUAUCAGCCCCGCUGCUAGACUGGAAUGUGGUUCAGAGGAAGAUGCCCUGGAGCAUUGUGCUGCUGCUGGGAGGAGGUUUUGCUUUGGCUGAUGCAAGCGCAAACUCUGGGCUCUCAGCUUGGCUGGGUCAUCAAAUGACUCCACUAGGAUCUAUCCCACCGUGGGCCAUUGCGACAGUACUUUCGCUUAUUAUAGCCGUCUUCACCGAAUGCACCAGUAAUGUUGCCACAGCCACCCUCUUCCUUCCUGUCUUUUCAUCCAUGGCUGCAUCUGUCAAGAUCCAUCCUUUGUAUGUCAUGCUGCCUGGUACUCUCAGUGCUUCCUUCGCUUUCAUGCUACCUGUUGCAACACCACCAAAUGCGAUAGUGUUUUCCUACGGCCACAUCCGUGUUUUGGAUAUGGUUAGAUCUGGAAUAGUGAUGAACAUCAUUGGAGUCUUCUGUGUCACGCUGGCCAUUAACACAUGGGGAAGACCUAUGUUUGAGCUGGACACAUUCCCAUCCUGGGCAAACAGCACAACUAACCAGUGAGCAGUGAAGAAUUCUUGUGUUAAACAAGGAAAAGACCCUUGAUAUUACUCCCUGUUGCUCAAAGCAUUAUUUAGAGUCUCAUCACCACUUCAGAUCGAGUGUCAGGUGUUUGCUGCCUUCCCAGAACCACACAUCAGUUCAGGAAUGAACAACUCAAAUUUACUCCAGUUGUGCU
Molecule: messenger RNA, 1924 nt
Organism: Mesitornis unicolor (brown roatelo)
Lineage: Eukaryota; Metazoa; Chordata; Aves; Mesitornithiformes; Mesitornithidae
Gene: SLC13A5
Product: solute carrier family 13 (sodium-dependent citrate transporter), member 5
Exons: 12
Coding region: 112-1749 (545 amino acids)
Biological process (GO): citrate transport; monoatomic anion transmembrane transport
Cellular component (GO): membrane
Molecular function (GO): sodium:dicarboxylate symporter activity; succinate transmembrane transporter activity; citrate transmembrane transporter activity
Source: RefSeq, a predicted model, not a curated record